This is a messenger RNA of Thlaspi arvense, 522 nucleotides long. NCBI's taxonomy places the organism in Eukaryota, Viridiplantae, Streptophyta, Magnoliopsida, Brassicales, Brassicaceae. The record is from the annotation of a GenBank genome assembly.
UAUUCUUUGAUUUUAAUUUGGCACAAGAGAGUGACAAAUAAAAAAAUCCACACAAUAAGAAUCAUGAGAUCUGCUACUCUUUUCCUGGUUUCUUGUAUUCUCAUGUCUUUCGUUCUGAACCAAGUCAAAGAAGUGGAGGGCGGAGUGAAUCCAAUGGGUAACCUAUGUGACCGAAAAGAUAUAUUUGUCGGAGGAUGCGGCUCCAACGGAAGCAAGACUUGCAUAAACGACUUUGUUAAGAAAGGAGGCGAAAGCAACAAGCCUGCAAGUUGCGAGUGUGAUAACUUUGGCGAAGAACAUUUAUGCCGGUGUAAAUUUGCUUGCUAGUUUUAUGUUAUAGCCUUAUAGGUUAUGCAAACAAAAUUUUACAGUAAUAAAUAAUAGAGAAUAAGAUGGACGAGAUUUGUUUUAUUGCUGUGUGUCUCUUAAACCGUUUUGGACGCUGGAGAAAACGUGAAGAACAAAAGAGUCCCAAAACUUAUUUAGACCUUAAAGCCUCGUUUCCUUAAGACUCUGAACAGC